Dentiscutata heterogama is the source of this 166-nucleotide messenger RNA. NCBI's taxonomy places the organism in Eukaryota, Fungi, Glomeromycota, Glomeromycetes, Diversisporales, Gigasporaceae. The record is from the annotation of a GenBank genome assembly.
AUGGAUGUGGAUUUGACCGUUAUCGAAAGUUCGAGUGAAAGUUCCAAAACCUCUUUAGACAAAAAUGUAGAUCUAUCUAUUAACGAGAAUACCUUUUCGAAUAAAAGCAUCGAUCUAACUAUAAGCGAGGAUACCUUUUCGAAUAAAAGCGUCGAUUUAACAAUUA